GUUGUGUGCGUUGCUGCGGACAGUGCGCUCUUCCGAGUUGCUCGCAGCACUUCCGCUGUUCCCCCUGGCCCAGGACUGAAUCGAAUCGGCCGUCGUCUGCCUCGCGCUGGAACGAGCACCAUUCCGUCGGCGGCCGUGUCCCAUUUCUCCGCUGCAGCGAACGUCGUCGCUAUGACGUAAACACUUCGCCGCUCGCCGCCACUGGCCUCCAGUUCGGGGCGAGUUGCUCGAGAUCGCCGUCCUGGCUCGCUUUCGCCAGCUCUCGCUCAGGCCCAACGUCGGAUCUCGGCGAUUCGCGAGGCUUUUUGCGGUCGCCAAGUGAAAUUCUGCUCGUGUGCACGGCCAGCGGCGAGAAUGAGGAAAAGCUGGUCCACCGCUGUCGCGCGUCGCCUGUCAAUUUUCAGUGUGCACUCCGUUCCGUGUGGCGCUGUCGUUUCGCUCGUCUGCGGCAAAACCAGCGAAAAGUCUGUGAAACUCGACGAGGACCUGUGCCGCUGACACGGAGGACGUGGAUUUGUGUCUGACUCCGGGAGUUUCGCGUUUGCCGCGGCAGUUGGCCGCCGGACAGGUGACCAGUGAGGAAAGCUAGCAUUCGAGGAAAAAUUUAAUAUUUUAGAAGAAAAUUAAAAGGAAAAUGUCACAUAACUGUUUGAUGAUUCAAAACGCAUGAAUGACGGUGACGUGAAUUGAAAUUUAUUACGAAUUUAUUUGUGGAUAAGUUGCGGGAGCAUUUCUAGGCGGUUUCGUAUGGCGGGACAAUGUUCGUCUGGCAUGCAUCGAUUGGAUCUUGAGGAUCUUAGAAGGGUCGUCCGCGCUUGACAACAAUCAACCUUGUCUCCAAAAAAAAGAAUUUUAAAUUAUACACAUUGGGAUUGGGAUUAUCCCAGUAGAUUUUAACUAGUCACCAUUUAUCGCAUUGUCAAUCUUAAAAAAAUACAUAGAUUAGAUUCAAUCAAUAUUUUCAAAGAUAUAAAGAUUACAAAUACAAAAAUAUCCAACAUUAACUACUAAAAAUAGUACCAUAAUCAGUAAAUAUUUUAAAAUUGUUGAAAGAAACGCAAGUUAAAGUUUCUCUUCUGAAAACAUAAAGGUCCUAAAUUUAUAAGAAUUUACACAAGUUCAAAGAAAGUCUUGAAGAUUUAUAUGCAAUAAAUAAAUUAACGAAUAUUUAGAAAAUAGUAGAAAGUAGUCAAAGGGAAGAUUCUGAAGAUCGUUUUGGAAUGUGGCUGUUUUUAUGAGAGAAAGAGAAUAUUUUGCAAAAAUAUCGAAUUUAAAUAUUAAUGAAUCAAUUGAAGCUGAAUUGAUAUAUUCCAUUUUAACAGUAUCUAUAACCCCACGCUAGUUUCUUCCGAAAGUAUUAGUACGAAUAACCUUUCCUGAAUUAUAGAUAAGACAAAACAGGGUGUGUUUCAUCAAGCAACAUUGUAAGAUUCAUCAACAAGUUUUCGACAGAAUUGAAGUAUAUCGCCAAAAAGGAAAAGUGAAAAGUGAGACACAAAUAAAGGAAAAGAAAAAGAUAAAUCAGUGCAAGUGAAUUAGAAUUAUCUAACAAUAAAAGAAAAAGUAUAAUAAAAUGAAUAUACGCUACUAUAAUUAGUAUCAAGUGAAAUCCAACUAGUAAAAAAGAUAGAUUACACUAAAAUAUAGUAAAAAUUCAAAAUAAAUAUAAAUAAAAUAUAAAUAUCUAUUCUUAGGAAAAAUGUGGUACCAUAGUAGCUUUUUAUAUUUAUUCUUACUAAAAAGUCCCGACGAAAGUGAAAGAUUAUUUAAUGGAAAUUAUUGGUCAUUUAUAUUAUCAACAAGUUCCAAUAGUAAUUAAUUUGGUUACUCCAAAUAAACCGAAAGUAUAAAAGUUUUAAAAUACACUUUCAAAGAAACAGAAUCUUUCUAUUUAUAUAAAUGAGACAAAAUAAGUCUUAAAUAUAAAUAAAUUCAAAGAAAAAUAAUAAUAAAAUUAAAGAGAAGGAAACCAGGUUUGACACCAAUUCCGCCAAUUUCUUCUAUGCUACAAUCAACAUUGUAUAAUUCCUCAAUCAACACUAUUCAUAAUAUUGAGCGUGUGUAUAAGCGCGCAGUUUUAUUUCGAGUGAUUGGUUUUAAACUAUCAAAGAUUAUAAUCUAAUAAUUAUUGUUCAGAACAAUUUUCAAACAAAAAAGAAUUAUACUUUUACCAUAAUUGAUAGCCGAAUAAUCAUUUUCCUUAUUCGGUGCGUGGAUAAAUAAUGCUUUGAUUUUUAAUGAUAAUUUCCAUUUAAUGCAACCAGAAACCUUUCCGCAUUAUUCUGUAUUGGAAGAAAGUCUAAAAUAAAAUAAAAGAAACAAACAAAGAUCAUUCAAAUAAAACGCGCGCGGUAUUGUGUAAAAAAAAUUGAAAAUUAUAAUUAUAAUUUAGUAGUGAUAUAUUUUCAUUAGUUUUUUAUCAAUAUUUAAGUGAAAAUUAAUUUAAAUUGAAAAGUGGAAUAGUGAAAAUAUUACGCGAAAAAAUUUCAUAAGGAUGCAAAGAAAAAGUGUUGUAAAAUAUUUAUGAAAUUAGUUUAUGUCGGUCGGCAAAUCCGUGCGCGGGUCGUAUAAUAAUAAUUCUAGUUUGUGAAUUAGUUGAAUUUUUCUUUCAUGAGGAUUGUAACGUGUUAGCAUGCUAAUGGACAAAACUAAACAAAAAUUGUCGGCGGCAUAUGCUUCUGGGCCGACCGGACCAGAAACAGGACGCCAACGUCAUGCACCGCUCUAUGGACGUAUUGUUGUUGAAGAAGAAUUGCCUGCCACCCAUCGUGAUGUUAUGCUCCGAUCAAGUCCGAUAUCAUCGUCGGAAGUUCGAGCGAUGCAAUCACGAAUACCCAUACAUUUUCGAGAUCCAGCGUUAGCGCCGUUGCGGAAAUUAAGUGUGGAUUUAAUAAAAACCUAUAAACAUAUAAAUGAGGUCUACUAUGCUAAGAAGAAAAGGCGGGCCCAGCAGACACAAGGCGAAGAUGAUUCGUCGAAUAAGAAGGAACGUAAAUUGUACAACGCCGGUUACGAUGAUGACAACCAUGACUAUAUCAUUAAAAAUGGUGAAAAGUUCUUGGAUCGUUAUGAAAUCGAUUCGUUAAUUGGUAAGGGCAGUUUUGGGCAAGUAGUUAAAGCGUACGACCACGAGGAGCAAUGUCACGUUGCUAUUAAGAUAAUUAAAAAUAAGAAACCGUUCCUAAAUCAGGCACAAAUAGAAGUUAAAUUGCUUGAAAUGAUGAAUCGUGCUGAUGCUGAAAAUAAAUAUUAUAUAGUUAAACUAAAACGGCACUUUAUGUGGCGAAAUCAUCUAUGUCUGGUAUUCGAAUUGCUCUCCUACAAUUUGUACGAUUUACUGCGAAAUACGAAUUUUCGUGGUGUUUCAUUGAAUCUAACACGAAAAUUUGCCCAACAGCUGUGCACUGCUCUACUUUUUCUGAGUACACCCGAACUGAACAUAAUUCACUGUGAUCUUAAACCCGAAAAUAUUUUGUUGUGUAAUCCAAAACGAUCAGCAAUCAAAAUUGUUGAUUUUGGUAGUUCGUGUCAAUUAGGACAACGGAUAUACCAGUAUAUUCAAUCACGAUUCUAUCGAUCACCCGAAGUUUUGCUCGGCAUACCAUACGACUUAGCGAUAGAUAUGUGGUCAUUGGGCUGUAUAUUGGUCGAAAUGCAUACGGGCGAACCUCUAUUUUCCGGUUGCAACGAAGUCGAUCAAAUGAACAAAAUCGUCGAGGUGCUCGGCAUGCCACCAAAAUAUCUUCUAGAUCAAGCGCACAAAACCCGAAAAUUCUUCGAUAAGCUCGUAACGGAUGGUAAUUAUGUGCUGAAGAAAAGUCAAAAUGGAAGAAAAUACAAACCUCCUGGUUCACGAAAAUUACAUGAUAUAUUGGGUGUAGAAACUGGUGGCCCGGGCGGACGAAGAUUAGACGAGCCUGGACAUUCUGUAUCGGACUAUUUAAAAUUUAAAGACUUAAUCCUGCGAAUGUUGGAUUUCGAUCCUAAGACACGUGUAACACCGUAUUAUGCCUUGCAACAUAAUUUCUUUAAGCGUACGGCUGACGAAGGCACAAAUACAGCGAGUAUAGCAAUCUCAUCACCGUCGGUUAGUUCGAGUACGUCGGUAUUGAAUCAACAUCAGCAGCAUUCAGAUCAACAGAGUCAUGGCAUAUUACUCCACCCACCACCACAAUCAUCUUCCAUAUCAUCGUCAUCAUCUGGUCUUAUUCCUCCAUCGUCAUCGGCGACAUCGUCAACCCAGCAACCUGCCUCUAUACAUUCUCGUACAGUUCGUAUUGAUCACAUUAUGAAAAUGUUCGAUCCUACUCAAAAGCAACAGCAGCAGCAGCAACAGCAACUCGCCCCGCCCCAAUCGCUUCAAAUGCAGUCCUCCGACUAUGCACCGCACCAACGUAUAGGUGUUCAAUCAAUGCUCUCCCCCUUUUCGGCUUCGUCCAGUUCGUCGUCGACUGCAUCUCAGGGAAGUACAACAUGCCAAUCGAUGCAAUCCGCCCCAAGUUAUCCACACGCUAUGGACUGCGAUCCGCCGCUACUACCAUCCUGUUCAUCGACACAAUCGGGGCAAUCACUAUCAUCAUCAACGUCAUCCCUCCCGCCACCGCCACAACACUCCUCCUCCUCGUCGUCAUCAGUGAGUGCAGGAGCACUACAGCCUCGUUACAACUCAAUGCAUAACAUCAUAAACCUUUCACGGUUAUACAAGACGCAAAUGUGUCACAUUGGUGGCCCGCAACCGCACGAUAGCCUCACAGGUCUGGGGCCAGCGAACUCUUCCUCCUCGAAUAUGGUCUCGUCGUCUUCAUUACACCACAACAGUCUGAAAGGACACCACGCGUCCAGCGGAAACCUCAUCAAUUACGCCCCAGCCUCGUUACCACUAGAUCUCGGGCAAAACGCGGCCACAACUAUUUCACUCAUUGACACCAAGAAGGGUCCUGUGAACUUUCCCCAUCAUUUCGGCCAUCAUCCACCCCGAAACAUGUUUGGCGGUAUGAAUAGUGAUCUAGCGGGAACCUGCAACAGUCCAAAUCAAAGUAGUAGCGUUCCAUCUUCUGCGUCGUCUACCAAGUCCUCUCGAUCGAAUACCGGCGUUAAUCAGCCCUCAACGGGUGGCAGUGGGACGGGCACAGCGAAUCAGAAUGAACGUGACGAUUCACCAAUGGUCGGUGUUUGUGUUCAGCAAAGUCCUGUCGUUAUUCAUUGACUUGCGGGGAAGUUUUCAGAUUAAGCAGAUUUCGAGUUCUAGCUCUAAGUGAACUGUAGUUUGUAGUCUAAAUAAUAAUUUUAACUAUUAUUGAUUAAUAAUUAUUGAAAAGAAACUCUUGAUUUUAGGUCUAAAGUGAUCCAACUCAUUUAAGUUCUAGCGAAAUUUACUUGUACCUACUAGCUCCUAUCCUCCAAUCCACAGUGUCCCGACUGCGUGUCCUUUUGUUUUAAUUUUCAGUACAUGGACUUGCUUUUCGUUAGUGUAAUUCUUUUGAGUUUCCGUUGUAACAUGAUUUAUGAUAUUUUCCGCUCGCAAUAGAUUUUAUAUUUAUUAGGUUGUAAAGAGUAAAAUUCAUUUGAUGUACUACGAUCAACGAACGUUUUUAUUUCCUUUUCCUACGCAAAAUUUUCUCUUUUCGUUUUGUGCGCUUUACUGCAUUGAGUACACUUCACACAUACAUAUACAUACGUUUUAGUUCUAUGUCGAUGUUUCAGAUUCUUGAAGCGAGAAAGGAGAGAUACAGAAAUAUAAAUAAAAAAGAAUCAAGAAAGAAAA
Hermetia illucens (black soldier fly) is the source of this 5764-nucleotide messenger RNA. RefSeq names its product serine/threonine-protein kinase minibrain (gene mnb). The transcript has 10 exons. Gene Ontology annotation, biological process: protein autophosphorylation; positive regulation of DNA-templated transcription; peptidyl-serine phosphorylation. Gene Ontology annotation, cellular component: nucleus. Gene Ontology annotation, molecular function: ATP binding; protein serine/threonine/tyrosine kinase activity; transcription coactivator activity. Bases 2633 to 5206 code for a protein of 857 amino acids. NCBI's taxonomy places the organism in Eukaryota, Metazoa, Arthropoda, Insecta, Diptera, Stratiomyidae. The record is from RefSeq and is a predicted model, not a curated record.